AGUUGUUGAAGGUCAAAUAUUUCCCUUUAUGACAUACUGUCCACGAGGCAGACUGGUUAUAUUGUGACAUGCGGAUGUGCGGACAUAUACGCGAUCGUUAACGCCAAAUGAGCGACGUACGCCCUCGAACAUUGCAACAAGCGGGUGCGUUGUGGUCGCGCAGGCUCUUUGGCCAGGACGACGUCACCUUCCUUUCGUGGAUGGCGUACAACGUUCCGCCGAUGCUGAUGUGUACCAUGCUGGCAUGGCUGUACGUGCAAUGGAAAGUGGCCAAGCUGACACCGAUGGGCGCUGAAGAGGCGAUCCGCGAACGAGUCAAGCUGGAGCUCCUGCGCCGCUACCAUCAGCUCGGGCCGAUGACGUUCCACCAGGCAGCCGUGCUGGCGCUGAUGACCUUCAUGAUAUUCCUGUGGCUCACGCAAAACCCGCGCGUCAUCCCCGGCUGGUCCAACCUGUUUCCCUACGGCAAGCAAAUCCUGUCCUCGGUGCCCGCGGUGCUGGUCAGCAUCCUGCUGUUCGUGGUGCCCAAGGACCCCCGCCAGGGCCUGCGCAGCAAAGGGCUGCUCACCUGGGAAGAGGCCAGCGUCAAGAUCCACUGGGGCACCAUCUUCAUCAUCUGCGGCGGAAUGACGCUGGCCGAGGCCUCCAAGGAUUCGGGUCUGUCGGCCAUGCUGGUGAUCAAGAUGCGCGGCCUGAACGUGCUGCCCAGCUACCUGGUGGUCAGCGUGCUCUGCUUCUUCGCCUCCAUGCUGACCGAGGUGACCAGCAACACGGCCAUCACGGCCAUCAUGCUGCCCAUCAUCUUCGAGAUGGCCGUGGCACUGGAGGUGCACCCGCUGUACUUUGCCAUCCCCGUGGUGGUGGCCUGCUCGUUCUCCUUCAUGCUGCCCGCUGCGACGCCACCCAACGCCAUCGUCUACGAGAUGGGGAACUUCCGCAUCGUCGACAUGGCGGCUCCCGGGUUCGUUAUGAACCUGGUGUGCGUCGUCGUUGAGCUGGUGGCCAUCCACACCCUGGGCCCCCUGGUGUUCGGUCUGCACAGCUUCCCCGAGUGGGCGUCAGCGGACCAGAACGCCACCGUGGCGCGCGCACUAACCGAGCAUACUGUUUAAUGCGCCCUCUGCUCGGGUUAUCUUCGCAAUGCGUUGAACCGGUUUCCGAACGUUUACGCUGCCUGCCUGCAACGUGCACGAUGGCAUCAAAACGGCAUCCAGCGAAGGACGACCAUAACUGGAGAAGUCGGGCACAGUGGCAAUCAGAGACGUACACGCUGUAUAUAUUUUUGCACAGCCUCUUUUGCUCCCCCUUUCCUUUUAUUUUUUCUUUUGUUUAUGUUGUAUAUCGCUGCUCUUGCUGUAUAUCGCCGACUCUUAUAGGGUUAAUUGUUUUUUUGAAUUUUCUAAACGAGGUAUUACGAAGAAUUUCCGCCGCUAUAUGCUCUUUAUAUUAGCCAUAUAGUCUCAAACGUGCCGAAGUUCGUCGCUUAUCUGAGACAAUGGCCACCGACAUUAUCAUUGCGCGCGCUGCGUUAUCUCGUUGGUCAUGCAGAGACAGUUGGUAAUAAAAAAAAUUGACG
Molecule: messenger RNA, 1576 nt
Organism: Dermacentor silvarum
Lineage: Eukaryota; Metazoa; Arthropoda; Arachnida; Ixodida; Ixodidae
Product: solute carrier family 13 member 2
Exons: 7
Coding region: 108-1112 (334 amino acids)
Biological process (GO): citrate transport; monoatomic anion transmembrane transport
Cellular component (GO): membrane
Molecular function (GO): succinate transmembrane transporter activity; citrate transmembrane transporter activity
Source: RefSeq, a predicted model, not a curated record